CCCGCUUCCUUUCACGCCUUCGCUGCCAGUGGGUGGUUGUGGCCGCUGCGCCCGGAGGGAGGCGGCGGUGGCGGCGAGUAAUGCCUGGGAAACUCCUCUGGGGGGACAUUAUGGAGCUUGAAGCACCCUUGGAGGAGUCGGAGAGCCAGAGGAAGGAGAGGCAAAAGAGUGAUAGAAGGAAGUCAAGGCACCAGUAUGACUCAGAUGAGAAAUCAGAAACAAGAGAAAACGGUGUUGCAGAUGACCUGGAUGCUCCCAAGCCCAAAAAAGCUAAAAUGAAAGAAAAGCUAAAUGGAGACACUGAAGAAGGAUUUAGUAGACUUUCAGAUGAACUCUCUAAAUCUCAUAAGUCACGAAGAAAAGAUCUGCCAAACGGAGAUAUUGAUGAAUAUGAAAAAAAAUCAAAGCGAGUGUCAUCUUUAGAUAGUUCUUCUCAUAAAUCAAGUGAUGAUAAACUAGAGGAGACCCUGACACGUGAACAGAAAGAAGGAGCCUUCUCUAAUUUCCCUAUUUCUGAAGAGACUAUAAAGCUUCUGAAAGGUCGAGGGGUAACAUAUCUAUUUCCUAUUCAAGUUAAGACCUUUGGUCCUGUAUAUGAAGGAAAAGAUUUAAUUGCUCAAGCACGGACAGGAACAGGAAAGACAUUCUCUUUUGCCAUCCCCUUGAUUGAAAGACUCCAAAGAAAUCAAGAAACAAUUAAAAAAAGCCGCUCACCAAAGGUACUUGUUUUGGCUCCAACAAGGGAACUGGCAAACCAAGUAGCCAAAGACUUCAAAGAUAUAACUAGGAAACUCAGCGUGGCAUGUUUUUAUGGUGGGACCUCAUAUCAAAGCCAAAUUAAUCAUAUUCGAAAUGGUAUUGACAUCUUGGUUGGGACCCCUGGUCGUAUCAAAGACCAUCUGCAGAGCGGCCGAUUGGAUCUUUCCAAACUACGCCAUGUUGUGCUUGAUGAAGUGGAUCAAAUGUUAGAUUUAGGUUUUGCUGAACAAGUUGAAGAUAUUAUACAUGAAUCCUACAAAACUGAUUCUGAAGACAAUCCUCAGACUUUACUUUUUUCCGCAACUUGCCCACAGUGGGUAUACAAAGUUGCAAAAAAAUACAUGAAAUCCAGAUAUGAACAGGUUGACCUUGUUGGAAAAAUGACUCAAAAGGCUGCAACUACUGUGGAACAUUUGGCCAUCCAGUGCCAUUGGUCUCAGAGGCCAGCAGUUAUUGGAGAUGUACUUCAAGUCUACAGUGGGUCUGAAGGGAGGGCAAUUAUUUUCUGUGAGACCAAGAAAAAUGUAACUGAAAUGGCCAUGAAUCCGCACAUAAAACAGAAUGCCCAGUGUUUACAUGGGGACAUUGCACAGUCACAAAGAGAAAUUACACUGAAAGGCUUCAGAGAAGGUAGUUUUAAAGUUUUGGUGGCAACUAAUGUGGCUGCCCGUGGUUUGGACAUUCCUGAGGUUGACCUGGUGAUUCAAAGUUCUCCUCCACAGGAUGUUGAGUCUUAUAUCCAUCGCUCUGGACGCACAGGUAGAGCUGGCCGGACAGGAAUUUGUGUGUGUUUUUAUCAACCAAGAGAAAGAGGUCAACUAAGAUAUGUGGAACAAAAAGCAGGAAUUACUUUUAAACGUGUAGGUGUUCCUUCUACAAUGGAUUUAGUUAAAUCUAAAAGCAUGGAUGCCAUCAGGUCUCUGGCUUCUGUUUCUUAUGCUGCUGUUGAUUUUUUCCGACCAUCAGCUCAGAGACUGAUAGAAGAGAAAGGGGCAGUGGAUGCAUUGGCUGCAGCAUUAGCUCACAUUUCUGGUGCAUCGAGCUUUGAGCCACGAUCUUUGAUAACCUCUGAUAAGGGGUUUGUGACCAUGACUCUGGAAAGCCUGGAAGAAAUACAGGAUGUCAGCUGUGCUUGGAAAGAACUUAACAGAAAGCUGAGUAGUAAUGCUGUAUCCCAAAUUACCAGAAUGUGCCUCCUAAAAGGAAAUAUGGGUGUUUGCUUUGAUGUUCCUACAGCUGAGUCAGAAAGGUUACAGGCAGAAUGGCAUGAUUCAGACUGGAUACUCUCAGUGCCGGCCAAAUUACCUGAAAUUGAAGAAUAUUAUGAUGGAAACACAUCGUCUUCUAAAUCCAGACAACGGAGUGGCUGGUCAAGUGGCCGAUUAGGCCGGUCAGGCCGGUCAGGUGGUCGAUCCAGUGGCCGGUCAGGUAGACAGAGUCGACAGGGGAGUCGGUCAGGAAGUAGACAAGAUGGUAGAAGACGAAGUGGGAAUAGAAAUCGAUCAAGAAGUGGGGGCCACAAACGGAGUUUUGACUGAGUAUUUGAUAGUUUAUCUACGAGUGUGAGCUUGCCUAUUUCUGCCUAAUCAUGUACAUUAUCCACCAAAAAUUAGGUAAUCAUAGUUGAGGUAUGUGUCUGCUAUUUGCAAAGAAGUUGGUUGUAUUUUUUUAAAAAGCAUUUCACAAGAAUGGUUGUAAACAAAUCUACUUAUCCAGUUAUACCUUUGAAUAAAAACACCUCCUUUUAUUGUCUCUUUUCA
Molecule: messenger RNA, 2519 nt
Organism: Cynocephalus volans (Philippine flying lemur)
Lineage: Eukaryota; Metazoa; Chordata; Mammalia; Dermoptera; Cynocephalidae
Gene: DDX50
Product: DExD-box helicase 50
Exons: 15
Coding region: 81-2297 (738 amino acids)
Molecular function (GO): RNA binding; ATP binding; RNA helicase activity
Source: RefSeq, a predicted model, not a curated record